This is a messenger RNA of Zychaea mexicana, 1257 nucleotides long. RefSeq lists its product as uncharacterized. The transcript is spliced from 2 exons. The coding region runs from base 120 to 959 and encodes 279 amino acids. Lineage: Eukaryota; Fungi; Mucoromycota; Mucoromycetes; Mucorales; Lichtheimiaceae. The record is from RefSeq and is a predicted model, not a curated record.
CGCCCUUUUUUCUCUCUCCCUCUUUCUCUCUCCCUCUUUCUCUCUUUCUCUUCACACACACACACACGCACACACACCUUCCCCCACUUUUUCCACCAAAGAAGAACAAGUAAGAAACCAUGACCAAAGCACCACUCACACCGCCACCACAAGCAGAAGAAGAAGAAGCAGGAGGAGGAGGAGGAGUACAGCACCGCAAACCAUCCGUGUCGUUUGACUUGAGCAAUCUGCCUGCGCCAACCACACCAUCAACAAUGACCCUCGUGGAAGAAGCGCUGCUUUCACCGACCCGAUCCAUCGACAUUGCAGCACACGCAGUGCCAGACACCAUCUGUGUCUCACUGCUGGACCGUGACACUGAAAUGCGACACCUGGUCGCCCACAAUGCCCCGCUCUUCAACACCCUGCGCUCACACUUGUUUACAGACUGGCCGCGCUUUGAAAACACCCUGUACGUUGCUCGACAACAGCUGGACGAUGUCGAAUGGAUGGCUCGCAUAUCCAAGGCAUUGCAGCCCGUCCCUUCGCUACUACAACAAUUCCGCGACCUGGUCGGCUAUAUACCCCAUGAUGAUACGCCACCAGAAACAGCAGAAACAGCAGUGGAUCUACUCCUAUUACCGCAUUCGCCAGCACCAGAGCACCAGCGACGAGCGGACGAGGAGUUUGAUCAUGUCGACAUCACUCGCAUCCGCCAGCAACCCGAUAAACUCAAAGAUUUCCCGACGCACUAUCCACAGUUCUUUGUCAACUGUCAAAACAGCCUGCGGAAUCACCACAGCAAGGAUGACGGUGCGUACCAGAGGUUCACAGACACGCUGUUUGCGGCUCCUUCCGCUGCAUUGCCGGAUGAUGUGUGGGAGAUGAAAAUAUACAAUCAGUUGGAUCCAUAUCCCGAUUUGGUUGCCCAGCUGAAAGAGAUAAUUGCCUAUGAAACUGAACAACAACAACAGCAUUGAAUUUCUUCUUAAACCUCCCUCCCCCCCAAACUGCCCUCAGUGAACAACUCUUGCUCUCUUUUGAAACUGAACACUCCCAGCCCCCCCCCCCCUUAUUUCAAGCAUUACAUAAAUAAAAAGUUGCUUAUGGAACAAACGGAAUGGCGCAAACCGUAUACUUACAUUGACCAUUUGCAAGGUGCUAGUUCAUGUCUAGAAGAAACUGUGCAAAAGCUCGCAGCAUCGGUUAAUCUCCUAAAUACAUCGACACAAGGCUACAAUCGGUUACAUAGAGUGACACAAUUUGAAGUGGUACGAU